GUGGCCACAACCAAAAUAAACGCUGACCUGCACGACUGCAACCCCAAAAAGCAAAGCUUAGGAGAAGAGAGAGAGAGAGAGCAAAAUGGUGGAGGAGGAGCCGACGCCGACGCCGUCACCGGAAGAGAAGCAGGUGUUAGGCGAUGACGGCGCGUAUAAGGGAGUGGCAGCAGAAGCAGAAGCAGCAGCAGCUUCAAUGGCUUCGAUGGCGGAGGAUCUGCAGCGUACGGUGAUGCAAUCGAGGGACUCUGCCAUUCGUUCAGCUCGCACUCUCCAAGAUAAUGUGCCGGAAUAUAUGGACAAAGCCGUCUCCGACUACAGGACCUACGAACAUGCUUUCUUCCACAAAAUCAAAGAUGGAUUGAAGAGUGCAACAGAGAACCCAGCCUCAACCAUUGGAAUUGGCCUCACUGCUGCUUUCAUUCUUUUGCCAGGACCAAGAAGGUUCUUAUUUCGCCAUACAUUGGGUCGAUUUCAGAGCCUCGAGGCAAAAUUUGCCAAAGCUGAGAAGAAUGUAAACCAGUUCAAACUUUCAGUUGAUCUGAUGAAGCAGGAGAGCAAGAAACUUCUUGAGAGGGCAGCUUUUGCUGAAAAGGAAAUGAAAUUUGGCCAAACUGAGCUCAAGGAUGUGGGAAGUCGAAUUCAAUCUCUAUCCAAAUCUAUUCGCAAGGUUGACGCCCAAGCUGCAGAUUUAAUGGAUGGGCUGCGAGAAAUUCCUAGCGGGGAAGCUUUGAAGCUCAGAGCACAGGUUGCUGCAAUGACAUCACAAUUGAAAACGCAGAAGUCUGUGAUGGACAAACGCAUAAUGAAGAUUUCGGAGUUAGGAGUUCCAGUGUGACAGCUUGCAGAGAUUGAAAAGCCAUUUAGACUGGAACUUUUAUAUAUCACACGGGGUGCUUUUCGCUACCCCUUACUCUUCUCGUUUUGUUGUUUCAUGUUUGGUAUGCAAUAACUGGUUCUGUUUUGUGUUUUGUAAUAAAGUAUAGUAUAUACAGUAAAUGAUAAUCAAUUUUGUCA
This is a messenger RNA of Rosa rugosa (rugosa rose), 1017 nucleotides long. RefSeq names its product RGS1-HXK1-interacting protein 1. Bases 86 to 838 code for a protein of 250 amino acids. The record is from RefSeq and is a predicted model, not a curated record. NCBI's taxonomy places the organism in Eukaryota, Viridiplantae, Streptophyta, Magnoliopsida, Rosales, Rosaceae. The transcript is spliced from 7 exons.